GGCUAGCGGAUAGCAAAGCCAAACCGAACCAACGCUCUCUCUCAGAAAAAAAAAAAAAAAAAAAACACAUUGAUUCACAGAGGCUGAAACUUUCAUGUCCAUCUUGCCCUCCAAGGAUCUACGUUCUGCGCCGUCUUCUUCCUCCCAGCCUCCUAUUCAAAACCCUAAUUUCAACCAUGGAAUUGCCCAUCAGCAACCAAAUUCACAUCCGCAGCUGCAGCUCGCUCAGUCUCCCCCGAACCAUGUUCAAUCUUUCCAAUAUCUUCAGAUCUCAGACCCCACCUAUAAGAUUUCAGGAACGGUGUCUCAAGACGCAGAUAAUUCUUGUGGAUCUUCCAAAAAGGUGAAUGGAUCAGGGAAAAGAAGUGGUAAGAAACUUGUAGCCAACCAAGCCAAUGGUAGGAACUCUCAUUUUGUGCAAGGAGGGAUUGGAUCUGCUCAAGAAAGUGAGAAACCUUCUGAAACUGUUGUUUCUCCACGUAGUCAAGGGGGUUCUGGUUCUAUGAAUUUUCAAGCAAGCACCACACAUUUAACUGGAAGAAAGACCCAGAUGGUGAAUGGAAACCACUUGCUAAAUUUUCAUUAUGACCCUAUUCCUCGUCCACAGCCAAGAUCUCCUGCUCCAAGAAGACUUCAAAAGAGGAAACCUUACAACAAAGAUUUGUUCCUCCAAGCAAACUAUAAAUUUGUUGUGUUAGACUCCAGAAACUAUUCUCCCAGACUGCUAGAUCCAGAUAAAAUGUUGAGCUGGGAAGAUAUAAUAUGUGUGAAGUUUUCAACCCCAUUUCCUGUACAGUGCCCCAUAUGUUUGGAUGAUCCUCUUUGUCCACAGAUUACGUCUUGUGGUCACAUCUUUUGCUUCCCAUGUAUUCUCCGGUACUUCUCAAUAGGUGAAGAUGAUUAUAAAGAUGAAUGCUGGAAAAAGUGCCCCUUAUGCUUCAUGCUGAUAUCUUCAAAGGAUUUAUACACAAUCUACAUUGAGAAUGUUAAGCGGUACUGUGUUGGUGAAACUGCAGAAUUUUUGCUUUUAACCCGUCAAAAAGAUUCAUUUAGUUUAUAUUUGAAGAACAAACAAGGGAUGGAUGCCAAGGAGGAAGCUCCUAAUCCCUUUUCGAAGUUUACUUUCACAUCUGAUAUAGACGUGUCAGUUAAAAAGGCGAUAUCAGAUCUAGAUAGUUGGUUAGCCAGAGCAGAUUCUGGACUUGUGGAUGACUUGGAGAAACUUCCAUAUGUUUGUGCGGCAAUGGAACAGCUAGAGCUGAGGAGGAAGAAUUGGAAUGCACAGCAGGUGGAUCAUGGCAAUAUGGCUUGUAAACAUAAUGAUUCUCAGAUGGAAUUACAGGGAUCUCAGUCAGCUGCAGAUCAUUUAAAUGCUGGUAAUGAACCCUGUAGUUUUGUAUGGAGAUCAUUUCCUGCCAGUGGCAAUGGUAAAUCAGUAUUGGAGGGAGAUGCAACUCCAGAGAAGUUGGAUGCUGAAUUCAGUAGGGAUCAACAUGUUGAUGUGGUCGGACAAUUUUUUGACCUAGAGGCCACUUUAUCUUCUUCAUAUGAUGAUAAAAAGAGCAUGCAAAGGAAUUUCCAUGGUUUCAGGGUUAGAAAGGAAAAGGAUUCGUUCAAUUUCUAUCAGGCAGUUGAUGGUCAGCACCUCAUCCUUCACCCUUUAAACAUGAAGUGUCUUCUAAACCAUUAUGGGGGCUAUGAUAUGCUUCCUCACAGAAUCAGUGGAAAGAUUUUACAAUUGGAGACGGUGACCCAGUCAGAGGCUAUGAGGAGGCGUUAUCGUUUCUUAAGCCAUUUUUCUUUGACGACAACAUUUCAGCUUUGUGAGAUUGAUCUCAGUGAUUUAUUACCUCCUGAUGCUCUUUCUCCGUUUAUGGAUGAAAUCAAGAAUCGGGAAAAGCAGAGAAAGCGCCUAGCAAGGAAGGUUGUUAUCGCCAGUGGAGCUAUUGAAUACAUAAAGGCCAAUCUGAGAGCUCCUGGACAUGCUUACAGUUGUAGCAGCAGCAAAUGGGAGUGACCAGCAAUAUAGCUUGAGGCCCUCCUUAAUGCAUAUGAAGUGGCCUUGACUGAUGCUUAUUCUUUAAAUGCAUGGCCCAGCCUGUGGAGUGGCAUAUGAAGUGGCCUUGUGGUGCAACUUAUAGAGUGGAGAGUGGAGAUCACAUUAAAAGAUGAUGAUUCCCAUAGUGCUUGAAUAAAAAAUUCCUGCAAUUGGCAGGGUGUGCCUUGAGUGUUCUUGUUAUAGUGGCCAACUUGCUGGGGGCUUGCUUUGAGAGCCCAAAAUUAGUCCAAUUGAGGGACAGGGUACUAUUACUGCUGGUCUGUUUGUGGAGAUAGGCGUGUAAUUGGAGAUAAUCAUAGAAUCAUGCUCUAUCUGUGAGAAAGAGCUCAUGGAGCUACUCACAUGCCUCACAUGGAGCACACCAUUGGCACUUGAUUACUAAAGAGUGGUACAAGUGCCCAAAAAAACAUGCCUGUAUCCUAACCAUUUAUAACAAUCCCAAGUCUUAAUCCCACUAAGUGGGAAUCGCUACAUGAAUUUUAGACUUCAAGCCAUCUCCGUCUAUGUCUAUACCCUCUCUAAUUCAUUAUAUUCUUUGUCAUGUAUAAGGUUUUCUUACCAAGUUCUCUAUGGUCUUCCUUCUUCCUUUUUGCUAUAAAUUUUAUCCAUUUGUCUUGUAAGUGUUUUUAUCAGUCUUCUUUUCAUGCAUUCAAACCAGUUUAAUCGCGAUUAUCAAAUUCUCUUUUCCAUUGAUGCCAAUCUAUCCUUAUUAUAUAUUAUCUUGUUUCUUAUUUUUAUCUCUAUAUUGUAUGACCGUACAUCCAUUGUAAUAUUUUAAUCUCAAUUAUACUCAUAUUUUGCAAAUGUUGGUACUUAUUUACCUAACAUUUUGAACUUGUUCAUUGGAUCACUUAUUUGAAAUGCCUUCAGUGAGAAAACUGUAAAAGAGGGGUUCCUAUGCUGAACUCAGGCAACCAAGCCUCCUUUUCUGGUUUUGAGCAUAUUAUUAUGCUGUUUAAUUCCUGCUCUUUCAUUGCUUCUUGCUUUGCAUAAUUCACACUGAUGAGACUAGAGAGGUCUAUUGGGAGUGGUCAUUUUGUGUUAUAUUUUGUUAUUCCCACUAUGAAUACGAGAAUGUUGCAUUGCAUAUGGGAAAUGUAGUUGUGCAUGUUUGUUGGUGCUUGGAAUAGGCAGUUGGUCGCAAUAUUGUAUGUAUUGUUUGUGGUUCUAGUUAGUCUUUUCACAUAUAGAUUUCCAACACUACUAUUUUUUACAGGAACGAGAAGAAAAAAUGAGGGCUGAAGUUGCUGUGACACAUUUUGCAUCCAUGUCAUGUAAU
Messenger RNA from Diospyros lotus (date-plum), 3338 nucleotides. RefSeq lists its product as uncharacterized. Gene Ontology annotation, biological process: positive regulation of transcription by RNA polymerase II. The transcript is spliced from 7 exons. The coding region runs from base 95 to 2017 and encodes 640 amino acids. Gene Ontology annotation, molecular function: metal ion binding; transcription cis-regulatory region binding. The record is from RefSeq and is a predicted model, not a curated record. NCBI's taxonomy places the organism in Eukaryota, Viridiplantae, Streptophyta, Magnoliopsida, Ericales, Ebenaceae.